Messenger RNA from Nicotiana attenuata, 1339 nucleotides. Its product is annotated as exopolygalacturonase-like. The transcript is spliced from 4 exons. The coding region runs from base 1 to 1203 and encodes 400 amino acids. Gene Ontology annotation, biological process: carbohydrate metabolic process. Lineage: Eukaryota; Viridiplantae; Streptophyta; Magnoliopsida; Solanales; Solanaceae. Gene Ontology annotation, molecular function: polygalacturonase activity. The record is from RefSeq and is a predicted model, not a curated record.
AUGGUUUCAUUGGCUUCUGCAAGUUUUAGUGUGUGCUUGUUUGUAUUCUUGUGCAUAGCUAAUGCCCAAUAUUAUAAUUCACCACUUAAGUUCUUCAAUGUUUUGGAUUAUGGUGCAGUUGCUGAUGAGAAGAGAGAUAAUGGCCAGGCAUUUUUAAAGGCAUGGGAAGAUGCUUGUCAGUGGAGAGGAAGGAGUAUGGUUUUAAUUCCCUAUGGAACUUACAUGUUGAGGUCAGUUUCAUUUGAGGGUCCAUGUAGGAGUUUAAUGAGAUUUGUAAUAAAAGGGGUUCUUAAAGCUCCCACAAGUCCAUCAUUGUUCAACACAAAUACUUGGAUUGGUUUUCGUUACAUAAAUGGGCUAGUUGUUAAAGGUGGUGGCUAUUUGGAUGGCCAAGGUGCUUCUGCUUGGCCAUAUAACGAUUGUUCCAAGAACCCCCAUUGCAUGCCUCUUCCUGUGACUUUGAGAUUCGAUUUCGUGACGAAUUCAAGAAUCCAUCAUUUGAGAUCAAUCAACAGCAAGAACUCCCACAUAAACCUCUUUGCGUGCAACAACAUAAACAUCAGUUUCGUACGAAUGACAGCUCCUGGGGACAGCCCCAACACCGACGGCAUUCACAUCGGAGCUUCAACUAACAUCAGAAUUUCAAGAACUGUUAUUCAGACCGGCGAUGACUGCAUUUCCAUGGUUACAGGCAGCCGAAACAUCGACAUUUCCGAUGUUACUUGUGGACCUGGUCAUGGAAUUAGCAUUGGUAGUCUAGGAAAAUCACCUGGAGAAUUUGUUACAGGCAUAAAUGUGAGAAAUUGCACAUUUAUUGGUACUCAAAAUGGGGCAAGGAUCAAAACUUGGGCACCGUCUUUGUCAAGUGAGGCUUCUGAUAUAUUUUUUGGUGACAUUUACAUGCAAAAUGUCAAUAAUCCAAUCCUCAUUGAUCAACAAUACUGCCCAUAUCCUUCUUGCAGCAAUCUGGGACAUGACAAUUCUAAAGUACAAAUAAGCAAUGUGACAUUCAGUAACAUAUGGGGAACAUCAAGUUCAAAGGUUGCAGUCACUUUAAAAUGUAGUAAAUUGGUGCCCUGUAAGAAUGUGCAGCUUAACAAUAUCAACUUGGCAUACCACGGACGAGGAGGACCAGCCACGUCUUCGUGUUUAAAUGUGAUUGGUGCUUCAUAUGGGAAACAAUCUCCUCCUAGUUGUUUAUGAUCAAAUUGAUGAUUUUUCUCGAUUUCCUUAUCUUGUGCCAAUUUCUCAAUUUGUUCUAAUGUAGUUCCGUUGGUGUUACUAGGCUAAUAUCUCAGGAUGUAUAAACUUGUUAUUUAGGAUGAAAUCAAUGCGCUUG